CAGGUUUAAUGCAUUUUAUCGUGAAUUCCUCUGGAUAAAGGAAAACCUUAGCUAUGUGUUUGUUUAGGCCUACACCGCACAUUAAAGUUGUGUACCCUAAAGGACUUUCCUAUCACCAUUAAAACUAGGCUAUCUUGCAGGAUCUAUGACGUUGUAGGGUUAUGUUAUCGAAGGUCCAACAUUUGCAGAUGUUUUUCAGUGGAUUGCCCUUACAGCAGAUGUAACAUCAGGAGAGAGAGUGAGAGUGAGAGUGAGUGAGUGAAAGAGAGAGAGAGAGAGAGAGAGAGAGAGAGAACAAAAGCAGAGUCACGACACUAGCCAGUUUCUAUCAGCAUGGUCUCACGCUGCCUCUUUAAGGGAGUUAUAUACUGGAGAUAACAAUUAGGAAUUUAGCUGUCAGGAUUUUGAAUAAAGAAAUGCCCUUGAAAAUGAUCUACUGACGAUGGAUAAAGGAUAGAUUUCAGGAGCCUUCAUUCGUCCAAAAUAACAAAUGAAAGUGUAUCAACUAGUAUUACAACAUAGGGCUACAUUAGGUUCCUAAACGUACAAUGGCAUACAAAAAUAGGGGGGGAAAAAAGACUAAAUUUUAUAUGAUCGGGCUAAAACCGAAUAGUGCAUGUCCCUUUAGUAUCAUGUUAACUUGGUGUCCUAUUUUUUUACCCCCUGAGCAGGGUUGCCAGGUUCCGCGUAUAAUGUUCAUGUGUUGCAGAUAUUUCAAAUUAGAAAUGUGUACCACUGUUAACUUGUAACUCCGGAAAGACUGAGAAAAAAAAACGUAAAAUGAGCCAAUAUUUUCAUUGCGUUCUGGGCUAGUGUCAAGUCUUUUUGUGCAAUAUUUGAUUUGUAGUGGGGUUGGGAAUUUUGAUGAAACCUGGCAACCCUGCCAGGCUUCCGUGAGUUAUUAUUUGAGGCUCCACAUUAAAGUUAAAAAAACAAAACAAAACAAACAAACAAACAACAACAAAGAAAAAAACUCGCGGUCACGGGAGUGUGCUUUGUGACAUCCUGUGGGAUCCUGAUGCACAAACCUAAUCUAAAGCUUUCUGGCAAGCUUUCUAUAGAAACAAACAAACAAACAAUUGUUCGUACCUGUUCUUAUUUGUUCGCUAUUUGUUCAGUCCGAUUAAUAUAUUCGUAUUUGGUUACACCCUAACUGCAGAAGUUGUUUCCGUGAUUCAUCUCGCCUUCACGUAAAAAAUAAUCACAUACACAAUAAAGGUAAAACAAAACUAUUCCGCUAGUUUUUUAUACUUCACUAAUAAUACUUCCAUUUUAUUGUCUUGAUUGAUUCAUAAGCAAAAGUAGAUUUUGCCAUGUAGCACUGGUGCUACCCUGCCAGAAAACUAAGAAGACCAGCACUAACAAAAAUUCAGAACUCCACUUGAGGUCUUCCAUGGACCUCCCUUUGUGCACAGGGACACUGUCAUGCUGGAACAUGUUUGGGCCCCUUAUAGUUCCAGUGAAGGGUAAUUUUAAUGCUACAACAUACAAAGACAUCCUAUACAAUUGUGUGCUUCCAACAGUUUGGGGAAGGCCCACAUAUGGCUGUGAUGGUCAGCCGUCCACAAACUUUUGGCCAUGUAGUAUAUAAUUAUAUAGAUAUUUGUAAUUCCUUAAUUAACUAGCUAGGCCAUGCCACUGCUUUCUCUAUGCUGUUGUAUCCUCACAAUCACAAGCAGCAGACUUGGAAUCUGACAGCAAGGCUUUUCUUAUUUUUGCACAUAUUUUUCACACCACCUUUCUCCAGCAUUGUCUAGUUAACUUUCUUCAACAAACAUAUGUAAUUGAUCAGUGAAUUAGAAAUAGGAUCUCUGAGUGGUAUUGUCAUGCUGUGUGUGUGCAUGUGAGUGUCACCUGUAAAAGAGCAUACAUUAGAGAGGAGGCAAUGUGAAAAGAAAGAAAAUCAUUCAGCCCACAUAUGGGAAAAUGUGACCUACUGGGAAAAUCCACAGACUUUCUAAUGGCCUGUCUGCCCUGUGACAGAUUUUGUUCCUGACAGCUCAAAACCACAUAAAGUUGGCUAUGAUGCUAAUUUUAUGACCACUUUACAGUUUAAAUGGGUGCACAAUUGGUUCCUAACAAUAGGCCCAAAUUAGUAAAUAAAAUAAAAAAAAAACCUUGAGUUAUUAAUACAUAAAACAACACAAUAUGUUGCAGAAAAGCACAAGUUUCACUAAUAGCACAGGACUAAAAAACAAAACAGCUAUAAAAAAAAACAUAUAACAGUGCUUAGGGGUUCAAGCCCCAGCACUGCCAAGCUGCCACUGUUGGGCCCUUGAGCAAGGCCCUUACCCCUCUCUGCUCCAGGGGCACUUUGUCAUGGCUGACCCUGUGCUCUGACCCCAGCUUUCUAACAAGCUGGGAUAUGCGAAGAAAAGAAUUUCACUGUGCUGUAAAUGUAUAUGUGACAAAUAAAGGCUUCUGCUUCUUCUGAACUAAAAAAAAUGCAGGGUUUAAUGUGAUCCAGUCCAUUCCUGCAAACUAGUGCUGGGUCAAUAUAUAACACAACACAUGUUGGGUCAGUUUGGCCACAAACUGUUGGGUUAUAUAUAGAACUCAAUGUGCUUUUUGCUUUAACUGCCCAAAGUUGUACAAACCCGAUUCCAAAAAAGUUGGGACACUGUACAAAUUGUGAAUAAAAAAGGAAUGCAAUAAUUUACAAAUCUCAUAAACUUAUAUUUUAUUCACAAUAGAAUAUAGAUAACAUAUCAAAUGUUGAAAGUGAGACAUUUUGAAAUGUCAUGCCAAAUAUUGGCUCAUUUUGGAUUUCAUGAGAGCUACACAUUCCAAAAAAGUUGGGACAGGUAGCAAUAAGAGGCCGGAAAAGUUAAAUGUACAUAUAAGGAACAGCUGGAGGACCAAUUUGCAACUUAUUAGGUCAAUUGGCAACAUGAUUGGGUAUAAAAAGAGCAUCUCAGAGUGGCAGUGUCUCUCAGAAGUCAAGAUGGGCAGAGGAGCACCAAUUCCCCCAAUGCUGCGGCAAAAAAUAGUGGAGCAAUAUCAGAAAGGAGUUUCUUAGAGAAAAAUUGCAAGGAGUUUGAAGUUAUCAUCAUCUACAGUGCACAAUAUCAUCCAAAGAUUCAGAGAAUCUGGAACAAUCUCUGUGCGUAAGGGUCAAGGCCGGAAAACCAUACUGGAUGCCCGUGAUCUUUGGGCCCUUAGACGGCACUGCAUCACAUAAAGGAAGGCUACUGUAAUGGAAAUCACAACAUGGGCUCAGGAAUACUUCCAGAAAACAUUGUCGGUGAACACAAUCCACCAUGCCAUUCGCCGUUGCCGGCUAAAACUCUAUAGGUCAAAAAAGAAGCCAUAUCUAAACAUGAUCCAGAAGCGCAGGUGCUUUCUCUGGGCCAAGGCUCAUUUAAAAUGGACUGUGGCAAAGUGGAAAACUGUUCUGUGAUCAGACGAAUCAAAAUUUGAAGUUCUUUUUGGAAAACUGGGACGCCAUGUCAUCCGGACUAAAGAGGACAAGGACAACCCAAGUUGUUAUCAGCGCUCAGUUCAGAAGCCUGCAUCUCUGAUGGUAUGGGGUUGCACGAGUGCGUGUGGCAUGGGCAGCUUACACAUCUGGAAAGGCACCAUCAAUGCUGAAAGGUAUAUCCAAGUUAUAGAACAACAUGUGCUCCCAUCCAGACGUCGUCUCUUUCAGGGAAGACCUUGCAUUUUCCAACAUGACAAUGCCAGACCACAUACUGCAUCAAUUACAACAUCAUGGCUGCAUAGAAGAAGGAUCCGGGUACUGAAAUGGCCAGCCUGCAGUCCAGAUCUUUCACCCAUAGAAAACAUUUGGCGCAUCAUAAAGAGGAAGAUGUGACAAAGAAGACCUAAGACAGUUGAGCAACUAGAAGCCUGUAUUAGACAAGAAUGGGACAACAUUCCUAUUCCUAAACUUGAGCAACUUGUCUCCUCAGUCCCCAGACGUUUGCAGACUGUUAUAAAAAGAAGAGGGGAUUCCACACAGUGGUAAACAUGGCCUUGUCCCAACUUUUUUGAGAUGUGUUGAUGCCAUGAAAUUUAAAAUCAACUUAUUUUUCCCUUAAAAUGAUACAUUUUCUCAGUUUAAACAUUUGAUAUGUCAUCUAUGUUGUAUUCUGAAUAAAAUAUUGAAAUCAUUGCAUUCUGUUUUUAUUCACAAUUUGUACAAUGUCCCAACUUUUUUUGGAAUCGGGUUUGUACUUUUCUGUAAAGUAUUUUGUUGAUAAAAUAUAAAAAUAUAAAAAAAAUAUGUAUAUAUAACCAGUUGCAUUAGCAGUAAGCUCUUGAGUGUCGAUUGAGUAAGCUUGUGUUUUCAUUCCUUUUUUUAACUGCAAAAUAAUAUCACUAUUUAUUGAUUGAUUGUAACCAAAUUAUACUAUAUGUUACCACCAAAACUACAAAAGAUAAUCUGAGAAAUUAGGUACUUACAGAUUUUUUCUCAGCUUUUCAUUUUCAUCUUUUCAUCUUGAAAUUUUAAAAUUCUCAACAGCUUCAUGUUCUAUACAGUGACAUUGCUGCAGUAAAACUGACCAAAAUGUGAUGUUAUCACAUUUUAGCAGAAGAAUUAAAUGAGUAUGUUCUGUUGUGUUAACUAGGCAAAAGUUAACAUUGUGAAAUAACCCAGAAAAUGACCAAACACGCUCAACCCAUUGGAUUAAUUAAACAGAUUAUGUAAGUAAUAUCUAGUUUUCUGUAAAGCUGCUUUGUGACAACGACCAUCCGAGCCUUGAAAUGCUGCAAAGAAUGUUUGCUUUCAAAAAUAAUGAAAUCCAAUGUUUCUACAUAAAGAAAUACUAUAAAGAUUAAACAAUAAUAAAAUACAAUAACAGUAAACAGUAAUAAACUAAAAAGAGUCAAUAUUCUGUGUGAUAACCCUUUAGUUGCUCCUGCACAAUUUGUUUUAUAAGUUUUAUAAGAAAAUUAGCUCAUGAGUUUUACUGAGCAUCUUGGAGGAUCUGCCACAGUUCUUCUGGAGACCCUAACUGUCUCCAGACAGUUCUUUUUUGCAUGCAAAACCCAGCAGCCUGCAUUAUGUCUUUUUGUCUGAAAAAUGGUCUAUGUAAUAUGUUGCUAUCUUUUCUUUAUUUUUUUUUUUUGUUGGAACAACAUUUUUGUACUGACUCAAUAAUGCAUAAACAUCUAUAAACAUCUACAACAAAAUUUGUACUAAAAAUAAUAGGGUGCCUAAGACUUUUGAACAGUAACAUACAGUAUAGUCGCAAGCAAAAGUUUGUAAACCCUUUGGAAUUACCAGUUUUUGCAUUGAUCACCUAAGCAACAAUUAUAAACGAAUACAAACACAGUACUAGUUUUCAUGUCUUUAUCGAGCAUAUUGAGUAAUCAUUCCCGAUGCAGCCUGGAAACAGUAGGUGAACCUUUGCUAACAACUUGUCCAAAAAUGUGUUGGAGCCAAGUGUUUCAAUUAAGCAGAUGAGACCUGUAAUGUAGGUUGAAAAAGGUACUUUGCCCUUUAAAUAAAAACACACAAAGGCUAUGUUCACACAGCAGGCAAAAGUGGCCCAAAUCCAAUUUCCUGGACAAAUCCGAUUUUUUUGUUAGGCUGUUCACACUAUGUUUUCAGUGUUUCCUAUAUCUGACAGUAGUCUGAAGAGAUCAUGCUCCUAAACGGACCUGUAUGCACAAAGGAACAAUGUGCCGUGUGAUGCAUUCAAGCUCGCUGUAAAAAGGGCACAUUAUUCAGUCAUGGUCACUUCUAUGGUUUUGUGUACUUGGUUUCUUUAAAUUUUUCUUUUGAACUUUUAACUUUCCUUUGGCAAUGCAUCCAGGUUCUCCUUUGGCUGUGUUCAGCCAUUUCUUUUGAGGUCUGUUCAAACACAGAGCGGUGCCUUCUAAUUUUGUUUGUACAACAUCAUCACCCCAAAUAUUUAUGAGGCCCCAUUACCUUUAUAUUACACCACUGAAAUCCUACUUCACUGUUAUCUUCCAUUUUUCCUUCCCAUGAAAUUAUGACAAAUGUCGGGUUGGAUUGAAGUAAAAGUCACAUGAAUUCUGAUCUGCCUGUUCAGACAGAGGUCGCAUUGCCAUGUAUCGGAUACUUAUCAGAUUUCAGCACCACAUAUGAAAGUGGCCCAAAUCAGAAUUGAAGAUGUGAAUGUUCAGUGUGUUUUUUUGCUGUUCACACAGCUAUGCAAGUAACAAACCUGUGUCACAUUUGAAGAAAAGAUUGGAUUUGGGCCACUUUUGCCUGCUGUGUGAACAUAUCCAAAGUUUGGUUACUGACAAAUCUGUUCUUCUCAAGAACAUUUGAGUAGUUUGAACCAUGCCUUGAUCCCAUCAGCUUUCAAAGGACCUUAGAGGAUGCAUUAUAGAGAUGCACAAAGCUGGAAAAGCCUACAAAAACAUUUGUAAAGACAUGGGUGUUCAUCAAUCCACAAUAAGACAAAUUGUCGACAAAUGAAGGAAAUUCAGGACUGUUACUACUCUCCCUAGGAGUGGGUAUCCUGCAGAGAUCACACCAAGAGCACAGCCUGAUAGAGGUGAAAUAGAACCCAAGUGUAAUAGCGAAAGACUGCAAAAAAGUCUACAAACUGCAAAGGUCAUGUGUCCACUAUCAGAAAAACACUGAACAAGAAUAGUGUUAAUGGAAGGACACCAUGGAGGAAACCACUGAUGUAAGAAUAAAUAAAUAAAUAAAUAAAAAACCCUUUGUGGCACAUCUCAAGUUCGCCCAAACCGCCUGGAUGUUCCACAGUGCUUCUGGGAAAAUGUGCUGUGGACAGAUGAGACAAAAGUUGAACUUCUUGGCACAAAUCCACAAUAGUAUGUUUGGAAGAAAAAAGGCACUGCACACCAACACCAAAACCUCAUCCAUUAUGGCAUCAUGGUUUGGAGCUGCUUUGCUGCCUCAGGGCCUGGAAGCCUUGCAAUCUUUGAAGGAACAAUGAAUUCAAAACUGUAUCAAGACAUUUUACAGGAGAAUGUCAGGUCAACAGUCCAUGACCUCAAAAUUCCUCCUCAUCUUUGUACCAGUGGAGGUUGUUGUUGGAGGUGGAGGUUGGUGGAGGUUGUUGUUGUUAAAGGAGGUUUUACACGUGACAAAAUUCAAAGGUUCACUUAUGUGGCAAGUGGUUUACCAGGAGUUGGUUAUGUGGCAAAUGGUUUACCAGGAGUCUGCAGCGGGAGUGUGGGGGAGUGAGGAAAUUAAUGGUGCGCACCUGAUUCUUAUUGGUGAAUGAGUAUGUAACAUGCUUUUCUCUCUCGUUCUCACUCACUCAGUGCAGCUGGAAAAAAAAUGGGAAAGUGAAAAAGUUUAGGGAAAUUGCUCAAAGGGCAAAGGGAUAGCAUGUCAGGUUGUUCGCCCUUGGUACUUAAGCCAGUGUGUUCCAAACCCUCAGGCCACUGACUGAGAUACAGUGCCCCAAUAAGAGCCUUUGAACAUUCUCUGAACAUAUCUGCAGAAAAUAGCAAAAUACACUCACCAGCCACUUUAUUUAGAACACCAUACUAAUCCUAUCCCUUUGCUCUCAAAAUGGCCUAAAUUCCUCAUGGCAUGCAUUCCACAAUGUGUUGGAAACAUUCCUGAGAUUUUGGUCCAAGUUGACAUCACUGGAGAGGCAGAUUUGUCAGCUGCACAUUCAUUAAUGUCUACGUUCCUGAGCAGGAUGCAGAAAGGCAUUUUACUUUGGGGGUGCUGGAAUUUUAAGCAGCAUACAUGUGGUGUGUGCUAUGAUGUCACACCCGAUUGAUAGUAAAAUAAUAUUUCUUUUAACAGGCAAUGUGUGUUGAUAUCAAUAAUUAUGCCACAGCAGAUAGUAAAAUAGUAUUUCUUUUAACAGACAAUGUGUGUUGAUAUCAAUAACUAUGCCACAGCACAGCUGAAGUCUUGAAUCAAAAAGUGUUUAUUAAUUUUCUAUAGCACGGAUCUUAAUAUUUACGAAUGUAACAUAAAUGAUAGAUUUAUAUUAAUGUGCUCAUCCUAAUAUGUUAUCAUUCCUAUAAUAGCUCUUUCAUGAGGACUAGUAUGGUGGAAGCUCCACAUAUAACCUAGAACUGAAAUAGAAUUAUUUACAAAAAAAAAGUCUACAUAGGUAUUCACCCCAUGGCUGUCAAACCCGUAAUGUCGUGCAGGUGAAACCAGUUGCCAUCAGAUUUAGUUGAAUGAUUUAAAUACAUGCCACAGUUUGUUAAAGAACAUACAAAAACAAGUCAUGAGCAUCACGAAGAUCAAAGAGUUAUCAAAACAAGGUCGAGACAAAGUUCUGGAAAAGUAUCAGGAUUUGGUUAUUAAAAAAAAAUAUCCCCAACUUUGGAGUACUGCUCCAUUAUUGAAAAAGGAAAAGAGUAUGGAACAACUGUAACUCUGUGUAGAGGACACCAUCCACCAAACAUUAGCAAAUGGGUAAGUUUCUUGGAUUUUUGAUAUAUGGGAUCGUUCGUCCAUAACGCGCAAAUGAAAUGUGGAUCACAGCAUCGUUAGUCUAACCCGAACAGAACUUGUUUCUUGGAUCUUGAUUAUGGUGAACAGUUUUCCCAUAACUCAAAAAUAAAUUUGAUGGCAAAUUCGCAACAUUAAAACAUCAAAAUGCUCUUGUGAGGAGGGCUUGGAAUUUUGCAUUAUGCCAUUUGUUUUGAUGUAACACUUGAUGUGAUGUGUGACACAAGCCUUGACGCAACACAUCUGGUGCUAAUUUGGGGUUAAUCCUGAUUAUGUAUAAUAAUAUAAAUAAUUGAUUUUUCUCUGUUUGUCCUGAUAUUCUAGGCAUUGCAAAGAUCAAGCUUAGUGAAAUAUCAUAAAUCAUUUAAUUACCCACUGGCUGCUGGCAUGGGGAAACUGACGGCAGUGACAAGUAGGAUUUCUAUGGUCAGUGUAUGAGACUAUAUUUAUUUACAUGAAGUGGGUAAGGUCGAUAAUUUCAUGAGACUGUAAUGCUUCCUGGAUUUAUUACUCAAUGCCCAUAGUUUCUGCCACUGACAGUAGAUCCACCCAGUUAUGGGGAGGUGCUGCACUGGUGACAGGUCUAUGGCAUACUCAUAGAUGCAGUGAAUAGGGAGACAAGUAGCUUUACAUUUGCCGAACAUGUCCAGAAUUUUGUGACCUGCCUGAGUGAUGCUGACUUGGUGAAAGGUUACUGGACUUUCUGUCAUGCUGAAAUUAAAUUGUAUUUUAAUACAGUUUUUCAUUCACUGUGUCAAGUUGAACCUUAGAAGCAGGACUUGUUUAUGUUAUGCUGAUGGGAGCCAUGGAAAUUGGGAGGCAGCAGAUUAUAAUGAAGGACAGGAAUACUGUCGAUGGCUCUGAUUGUCUGCUAAGCCUUAAUGGAGAGUGGUUGAAGUGUAGAUUACUAAUUAUUCAUUUUAUCAAGCUUUGGAAAGCAUUGGUAAAUGAUGGAUGCUUAUGAGUUUACUGCACUUUUACUAAUGUGUUUUUGCAGAGCCAUGUUCUCUCCUCUACAAAUGAUGAACCAUUUUCUGUGUGUGUGUGUGUGUGUGUGUUUGAGGUGUCUUCUCAAAGUGGGUCUUCACUUCAAUUUCUCACAAAAAUAGAAAUGUUUAUAACUUAAAAUAGCAGCAUGACCAUCAAUUUAUCACCAUGCCACCAAAUAAAGGAAAGGAAAGCACAGGGAUUGGAAGGGAGGAUGGUGCUGGUGGGUUUGGGUAUAUAGAGAUAAGGGUACAGAAAUGCAGAGGUGGGGAAAAUUUUACAGUGUAUCCCAUGGGGCUUACAGCAUGCCUCUCCCUUUGACUUUCUCCCUCUUCUUCUCCCUUACGCUGAGACAUACUGUAACUGGAUAGUUUUAUAUGAAUUCAAUGGAUAGAAGGAGAAGUAAUGAAGAGGGAAGCCAAAACAAUCUACUUAACUCAAAUGCAAAGCUUUUUCUCCUGACUUGCAGAAGCUAGUAUUUUAGGAAUAAAAACAGAUUGUUUCAAGCAAUAAUUUGAUAUAGUGUUACAAACAAGUUCUUGUUUUUUAGCCAUAACAGAUGGAAGUUUUGCUACUAUAAAAAUCAACUAAGAUCAGUUACAUGUGAAUGAAACAGUUUCAGUCUGUGCAAGCUCUACAAAUAUGCCCAUCAAUACCAUGAUAAUACCUCUAAAACAAAUUAAACCCAGCUGGUUUUCCUAAGAUUAGUAACAUACAAACUUGACUGACUACCCACUGGAGAUGUUCACUUCUGAGUCUGAGUCUGACUAAGUCUGAGUCAAGUCUUUAGUCAUGUACUGUAGUUAAUGCUCAGUUCAUUAGCUGUAGGUGUUUUAUUGCACAUACAGUAAGCAAAACACUGCUACACUUGUUUUAAGUAUUUUAUUCAUUGAUUCUUUUUAUCCAUAGAAAUUCAUUCAGAUCACAAAACUAUACAUUCUAUAUGCUGUGCACUUUAUUUAAAAUCAUAAUCUACAAAGAUGUCAUCAUUGUGCAAUAAGAGCUGCACAGAAAAGUGUUUGUAUGCUGUGAAACUCAUUGUACACCAACAUGGAGAAAUAAGAGAAACAUUUUCAUGUCACACUUUAGGUGAAUGAUUUUGUAAUUACAACUGGCGGAUUGGUAUGGCCAAAAUAGGCUUAGUAUUGAAGGUUUUUGGGUGUUCUACAUCCAUUGUAUUAGAGCCCUCUUCAUCACAGUUUGGAAAAAAUAUUUAGCUAAGCACCUACUACAGCACUUCAUGUAUAGCAAUGCGAGUUACCAAUGAACAAUUAACAACAGGUGAGUGUAAUUUGUAAAUGGGAGAUUUCACUAGGCUUAGUUGAAAGAGGGCAAGUUUGUUGACUGAGGAUUCAGGUAUCUUUCAAACUAGAACUGUUCGAUUAAUUAUUAGACAUUAAGCAGUAAAUAUCUCUCCCAAGACAAAACAAAUGCUGGAUUUGUAAAUUCAAAUGACAUAAUUGAAUGCAUGACUUGCCAAAACAGACAAAAAUUGAAGUGCUCUUUCUCCUGCCAGUAGCUUGUAUGCAAACACAGCUGAGACACGUCUGGUAAGGCUUCAUUGAGGUUUUGAUCAGCAGUGUAGGGGCACAUAAGGCACUGACAGGAAGAAAAAAAACAUCUGUAGGAGUAUGCAAGAAGAAAAGUACAUUUUGAUUACAGUUAAAGGACAUUGUCACAAGAGAAAAUGAAAGGAUCUAUCCCUCUUCAGGUUCUCCUCUAUGCUACAUUAAUUCGGAGCUUAAAGGUCGUAUCCAAGAGAGGUUCAGUGGAUGGCUGUACAGACUGGUCAGUGGACUACUUAAAAUACAAAGUUCUUCUUGGCGAGCCAGUGAGGAUUAAGUGUGCAUUGUUUUAUGGAUAUAUCCGAGCAAACUAUACCCAUGCUCAGAGUGCUGGCCUCAGCCUGAUGUGGUACAAAAGUGUGGGCCAUGGGGACUUUGAGGAGCCCAUUACCUUCGACGGGAUCAGGAUGAGCAAGGAGGAGGAUUCCAUCUGGUUUAGACCAGCUGAAUUACAAGACGUUGGUCACUACUCCUGUGUGCUACGAAAUUCCACAUACUGCAUGAAAGUGUCCAUGUCGCUAACUGUGUCAGAAAAUGACACAGACCUGUGCUAUAACUCUAAAAUGAAGUAUUUGGAGAAGGCUGAACUGAGUAAGGGGAAGGACAUCCUCUGUCCAGGCAUAGAUGACUACAUCCAGCCUGGCAAGGACCCAGACAUUGUAUGGUAUAAGGAGUGUAAACCCAAACAGUGGCGACAAAGCAUUGUCAGGAGGAAAGAUAUGCUUUCAAUUAAGGAAGUGAGAGAAGAUGACAUUGGAAAUUACACCUGUGAAUUAACAUUUGGAAACUUUCUAGUUCGAAGAACCACCGAAUUGUCAGUCACAGCCCCUUUGACCGACAAACCUCCAAAGAUCAUCUUUCCUGCUGAAAACAAAAUGAGUAUCAUGGAGAUGCAGUUAGGGAGUCUGGUGAACCUGACAUGCCGAGCGUUCUUUGGCUACAGUGGUGAUGUGAGCCCGCUCAUCUACUGGAUGAAGGGCGAGAAGUUUAUUGAGGAUCUGGACGAGAGCCGGAUUCGAGAGAGUGAAAUCAAGACUCUGCGGGAGCACCUGGGAGAACAGGAAGUGUCCAUCUCUCUGACCAUAGAUGCCUUAGAAGAAACGGACCUGGGUAACUAUACGUGCUUCGUGGAGAACGGGAACGGCAGACGACAAGCAAACGUCCUGCUCACCAAGCGCGCAGAGCUCAUGUACACAGUGGAGCUGGCCGGUGGACUGGGUGCCAUUCUUCUCUUGCUCGUCUUCCUGGUCACCCUGUAUAAGUGCUACAGAAUUGAGCUCAUGCUCUUUUAUAGGAACCACUUUGGUGGCGAGGACGUGGACGGCGAAAACAAGGACUAUGACGCAUAUUUGUCCUACACUAAAGUGGAGCCAGAACAGUGGAGCCAAGAGUCCAGAGAGGAGGAACGUUUUGCCCUGGAGAUUCUUCCUGAUGUUCUGGAGAAACAUUAUGGGUAUAAACUCUUCAUCCCAGACAGGGAUUUGAUUCCUACUGGAAGUUUCACCAAUGAUCAUUUCCAGGAUGACACGAGACUCCUUAGAGCCUACAUUGAAGACGUUGCACGCUGUGUGGACCAGAGCAGACGGCUCAUCAUCGUGAUGACACCAAGCUACGUGGUGCGGCGUGGCUGGAGCAUCUUCGAGCUGGAGACGCGUCUGCGCAGCAUGCUGGCGAGCGGCGAGAUCAAGGUGAUCCUGAUCGAGUGCGCCGAGCUGCGCGACACCAUCAAUUACCAGGAGGUGGAGGCACUUAAGCACACCAUCAAGCUGCUCACUGUCAUCCGCUGGCCCGGGCCUGAGGGCAGCAAGCUUGGAAGCAAGUUCUGGAAGCGGUUACGCUACGAGAUGCCGUUCAAGCGGCGUGAGCGUGCGCUGUCACACGAGCUCUCGCAUGAGCUCUCGCAUGAGCAGGCGCUGGAUGCCGGGGAGCUGCAGAGCGUCUCGGCUCUCUCGAUGGCCGCGGCUGCCUCCACGGCUGUGGCCACUGCGCGGCCCGAGUUGCGCUCCGCCUUCCGCAACAGCAGCUGCCACGCUCCGAUCGGACAGAAACACUACUACCGCAGCUAUGGGUAUGACGUGCCACCGCUGGCGACUCUGGGCACCCAUCAUACCUACUGCAACAUCCCUAUGACUCUGCUGAACGGACAGCGCACACAGGGCAAAGCACAGCGCACUGAGCAGCAGCAGCAACUGGAGGAGCAGCACGCCAAUAACGCCAUGUUGCCACUGCUACCACGUGAGACGAGCAUCUCCAGCGUCAUCUGGUGACGUCUUCUGGUGCCAGAAAAGGACCAUUUUUUUUAGCAACAGUCUUUAAAACCUUGUUGACACCUUUCCUAGUAAUGUAAGCGAUAAAAAAAAAAAAGACAAAAACAGAUCAUAUAGAUUGCUGUUGCUGCUGUUGAACUUAUUCACAAACAUCAACAAAAUGAGAAGUCCAGUAACACUGGACCUGAGGUGAUAAGGUGUGAGUGCAAAGGUCUAUAAAAACACAGAGAAGAUGCUGUGUUUCAAGACCUGCACACUCGCCCUUAUACACACACACACACACACACACACUCACUCUGACACUUAAGGAAUACAGGGUCUUGUACAUAUAUUUGAGAUUUCUUUGUAGCAUUGGUAUUUUUUCAGUUACAACAUUUCUGUUUCUUUUACUUUUUUAUCAUCCAAAUGUUUUGUAUCUAAUUUUUUAAUUAUCAUUAUUAUAUUUUUUUUUCUUGAGAAGAGAUCUGUAAGGUAUUAAGAUUUUUUUUGCAUUUUUCUCAACUUGUAGUUUGCAAGAAUUUUUUUAUUUUUUUUUUUUUUUAAGUGUUUUGGGAUUUGUGGCGUUGUGAUGUUUUCUUUGAGAGAACACCGUUGUUCUGUUGUAUUUUAUUUUUUUUUGGUUGAUGGUUGAACAGUGAGUAUCUCAGUUUUUAGAGACUCAUGAACAAAACUCGAUUAUGCAAAAAGUGCAGAAGCCUGGGAGCUAAAUUUCUUCCUGAACAAACGACCAAGCAGAAGACACGGGAGAGGAAGCAAAAUGCCUCAACAUGAUGAUCUAGUGUCUCUGUACUCUCUCUCUCUCUCUCUCUCUCUCUCUCUCUCUUGCUCUCUCUCUCUUUCAUGAAUAUUAAUACUUUCUAUCAAAAAGAGAAAACCAACAGCUUUGCUGUUUAGCUUGAUAGUAAAAAAAAACAUUCACCAUUGAAAAAAAAAUCUGUAUAUUAUUUUAAAAGAAAGAAGUAUAUUUUUAUAACAAAAAGAAUUUGCUUGGAAAGACAUAGUCGCAUUUCAGUCCACUAAUCAAAGGUGUAGAGUGAUUUGUUUGCAUAAAGACCUACCUUUAAUUUGAAAGUUAAAAAUGAAAGUAUUUUCAUUUGUUUUUGUCAAAGUCUUAAAUCAGGGAUGGGUGAAGGGGAAAGAGGGAAAAGAGUAUAUUUGUGUUUUUAUCUUACCCAUGGCGACAGUGUCAUUUUUGAGUGUCAUAGCAACUAGAUAUGUAUUCAGUUUAUAAUAUAAAUAUAUAAUUAUAUAUUUACAAAAUAUUUCACAUCAUCUUCAUCAAACCCAAUCGGGAUUGUUCUUAUUUUCCGUUCACUACUGAAAAAACUUUGAACCUCCAGUUUAGUGCCUCCCUGCACACUCACAUAUACUCACUUCCUGUCGCAUAACAAAGCACCUUCUACCAGUUUGUCAUGGAGCUGCAUUGGAUAUGUGCUCACUUCCUGUUAGGAACAUACAGUCAUGACAUCAUUUCCUCUCUGUGCCUCAUCUUUGUUUUGGAAUAGAAGCUGAAAUUCAGUGUAACUUAUCACAAACUGGUCACAGUUUCACCUACAGACAGAAAACGGCCAAGUCUGAGCUCCAAGAUAAGAAAAUGUACUCAUGUUGAUUCUCUCAGGAGCAGCUCGGAUGUCCAGGGCCGAGCGAUGUAAAUUUGGAGCGGAAGAAUGGAGGCAAUUCUCCUGCUUUUCCAAAACUAAACCUUUUGUGAAAGCCAGAGGCAACUAUGAACUUGUUUAGGUUCAGAACAAACAUAUAUGUUAGCAUAGUCCCAGAAUAUCAAAUUUGCAAAGCAAAACUCGUAUAAAAAUUAGGAAAAGAUGACGUUUCUUCUCUCAUUCACUACGUCACUCCUCCAUCUCUCUUCUAGUAAAUAUUCCAUGAGACUGGGAUGUUUGUAUCCUUGGCCUCAUGUUGAGGUGCAUGGUGCAACCAAGCUUUAGGGUUAAUGAAGGAUCCAGCUGUUCCUUUCCACAUCCAUUACCAUUUAAAGAUGAGACGCAAAGCUGGUCUUGGAGCAGCCUCCAAACGGCACUUCCACCCUUCUUACCAACGUACAGCCUCGUUGUCAGCCACGCUGGAGGUGUAUGAGCACCAGGGUUUGCGAGCAUGAUUGCUCUAAGCAGAUACUUCACAGCUCUGUCAGGUUUGGAUGCUAAUCUAAGACGAGCUUUGCAACUGGACUUUAAAUAGGAAAAAAAAACCAAAGCUGUUCAGCAUUUUUGUCAGCAUGUGCAGGGCAGUGGAAUACAGAAUAUGUGAUACAUCACUUUUUUUUGUCAUUUUGUUUUUCAAAUGUAUUUAUUGCUGUUGAAACAGAAGUGAUAAGUCCCAGGUUAUGACAGAGAAUGCAGUAUUAUCCAGAAUCACAUCAUUUAAUAUAAAAAACUUUGAUCAUGAUCCAGUAUUUGUUCCUCACACAGUCGUGCUAAUAGAGUGGUGAUUAUAAUAUAAAAAGACAAAUGAUAUGCAAAAUUAUGUAAAUUAGGGAAUGGAUAGGAAACAGGGUUGUCUCAAUUUACUGCUCAUCAAACAAACAUUUGAUUUUUUUUUUUUUGAAUGACUCUAUUAAACACUUCACUAUUACCAUGUUUGUUUUGGGUGUUAUGUGCUGGAGGUAGACUUCUGUCUCCGAGUCGCUGCUCUGCUAAAUUAGGCAAAUGUGUCGAAUGUUAAACUGGCAGAAAGAUACAGCAGAAGCCUGAUGGAUUUCCGAGUGCACCGAUCGUUAGUCAUUAUUUCCAUUUUUAACCA
Molecule: messenger RNA, 15944 nt
Organism: Pangasianodon hypophthalmus (striped catfish)
Lineage: Eukaryota; Metazoa; Chordata; Actinopteri; Siluriformes; Pangasiidae
Gene: il1rapl1b
Product: interleukin 1 receptor accessory protein-like 1b
Exons: 12
Coding region: 11046-13190 (714 amino acids)
Biological process (GO): signal transduction; negative regulation of exocytosis
Molecular function (GO): interleukin-1 receptor activity
Source: RefSeq, a predicted model, not a curated record